This is a messenger RNA of Closterium sp. Naga37s-1, 1383 nucleotides long. NCBI's taxonomy places the organism in Eukaryota, Viridiplantae, Streptophyta, Zygnematophyceae, Desmidiales, Closteriaceae. The record is from the annotation of a GenBank genome assembly.
AUGGAGCGCCGUCUUCUGGAUAGGCUUGAUGACGUGGAGAAGGAGCUUCGACGCUCGCGUGCGGGGUCGGCGUCACCAUCAGCUCCUCGCGCUGCUCCCGUCGUCCCUCUCUCCGCGCUCCUGCCCCACAAUCCCUUUGGAUCCCCGGCGCGUUCAGAGCGGCCGCUGCCUGCGGGGAUGGGCUUCGUAGGUGCUGGUGGCGGGCCGCCGUGGGCUCAGUUUGCUCAGCCGCGUCCUCUUCCUGCUCCGCGUGAUCUUGCCGUGUCGUCUCACCGUGCCCGCGCGUCUGCGUUGCUUCCGCCGAUGAAGGAAGUUCCCACGGCGACCCUGGCCCGCCUAUGGUCGCUGGCGGCGUCCCUGCAGAGCCUUGAGCGGAUUCUCCAGGAGUCAUUUGACUCCAUGCCGUUGUGGUUGAACACGAGCGGAAUGCUCGCUGCGGUAGAGGCGGACCGCAUUGAGCUGUGCACUUCGGGGAUGAGAAGCGUGAGUGAAGCUCUUUUUGUAAUUCUCAAGCCAAUGUUCAGAGCAGCCAUGCUGAGGCAAGCAUUGAAGAGGAGAAUAAGGUCUCUUGAUAUGCAGCUGGCAGCGGCAAGGAGAGAGGAGGCUGAGAGGGAAAGAGCCAUGGAAUGGAGUGAGCUGAGAAGGCUACUGGAUGAAAUAAGAGAUGGAGAGAAAGCAGUACUUGCUGAGGUGGUGAGGGAGAGGGAGGAGCGGGAGAAGGUGAGAAUGGAGAUACAUGAGUUGAGGGAGCGACUGGGAGAGGCAUUGGGUGGUGGUGCAUUGGCGAGUGUGUUGAGAGAGCGAUUGGGAGAGGCGAUGGGUGGUGGUGCAUUGGCGAGUGUGUUGAGAGAGCGAUUGGGAGAGGCGAUGGGUGGUGGUGCAUUGGCGAGUGUGUUGAGAGAGCGAUUGGGAGAGGCAAUGGGCAUUGGUGCAUUGGCGAGUUUGGUGAGGGAGCGACUGGGAAAGGCAAUUGGCGGUGGUGCAUUCGAAAGUGCGUUGAAAGAGUGUUUGGGAGAGGCAAUGGGCAGUGGUGCAUUGAAGGGAGAGGAGGAGAGGGAGGGAGGGGGAGAGAGGGUUGGACCAAGGGAAGGGGAGGAAGAAAAGGUAGUGGUAGAGGAAGGGGGGGGAGAGGAGGAGGGAAAGGAUGAGAGGAUGAAGGUGGAGUGGAGGGAGGGGAGGAGGGAAGAGAGGAAGAGGGUGGAGAGGAGGAGGGAGGAGAAGAGGGAGGAGAGGAGGCGAGAUGAGGAAUGGAGGGAGGAGGAGAGAAGAGAUGAGGAGAGAAGGACGGAGAGGAAGGAGAAGAGGAGGAUGGAGGAGAGGAGGAAGGAUGAAUGGAAGGAGGAAAGGAAAAGGGAUAGGAAGUGUGGAGGUAGGGGAAGUUGA